AUGAGCGCUUCCAAGAUUCUAGAACAAAUUCUGAGGAAAGGCAAGAUCACGCCGGUGGCCCUGGCCAAUAAUUCCGCAGGCCAUACAAAUGACCAGCAGUCCACAAAACCACCACGCCCCAAUGAGCGGCCGGUAGAUCCGGUGGUGGCUCGGCUUAAAGCAGCAAGAAAAGCCGAGCGUGAGCAGAAGGAGCGGGAACUACGAGAAAAGAAAGGCUUGCCGGCCAAAAAAGCCACCAGCACCAAGCCCAGAAUCGGGCCCCGGCAGCCUGCCCGCUCUCUUGCCCAAAGAACGACGCCAAACAACAAAUCGCGGACUCUUCAUACAACCUCAAACCGCCUGGCAUCGGCCCCUCCGUUACAGGCCCAAAACACACAAAACGAGAAGAAACCCAAGAUGUCGUUUAGUCAGCUCAUGGCCAAGGCUUCAGGAAUCGACCAGAGCAAAAUGUCCAUUGCUCUCAAGCAGAAAGCCAAGUCGUCUGAGGUUGCCGGAGCUCCAAAACGCAGGACGCCAGAACACGACUCAAGACCCGAUCCGGCAUCACGAAAACUGCAGGGGCUGGCGGGAAGUCUCAGAAACCUGUCUCAAGAAAGUGGCAGAAUACCGUCUCUGUCCGCAAGAGCCAGGUCUGGCAAUCUGGCAAAAGCCGCUGGAGCACCAAGAGCUCCGCACGAGACUCAAAACUCGUCACAAACAAGGGCGCCGCACCCGACACGAAAGCCCUCGUCGGCACUUGCAGAAAAGCUCAAGCAGAAACCAAGAGGCAAAUCUCAAAUGCUGGGUCACCGGGCAGAAGUGCACGACGACGAGUCCGACGAGUCCGACAUGGACUCGUUCAUUGCUUCUGAAGAUGAGGAGAUGGAACAGGAUGAACCCGAGUAUGACAGAGACGAGAUUUGGUCCAUAUUAAACCGUGGAAAGAAGCGAAGCCACUAUUCAUACGACGACUAUGACUCUGACGAUAUGGAGGCAACAGGUGCCGAGAUCUUGGAGGAAGAGUCGCAGUCGAAAAGAAAUGCGCUCCUCGAGGAUAAGAGAGAGAUGGAAAAGGAGGCCAAGUUGGCGGCUUUGAAGCGAGCAAGGAAAUCCGGCAUCCGGCGAUGA
Molecule: messenger RNA, 1107 nt
Organism: Metschnikowia bicuspidata var. bicuspidata NRRL YB-4993
Lineage: Eukaryota; Fungi; Ascomycota; Pichiomycetes; Serinales; Metschnikowiaceae
Exons: 2
Coding region: 1-1107 (368 amino acids)
Biological process (GO): regulation of DNA-templated transcription; nucleosome assembly
Cellular component (GO): nucleolus
Molecular function (GO): DNA binding; histone binding
Source: RefSeq, a predicted model, not a curated record